Molecule: messenger RNA, 478 nt
Organism: Rubroshorea leprosula
Lineage: Eukaryota; Viridiplantae; Streptophyta; Magnoliopsida; Malvales; Dipterocarpaceae
Source: the annotation of a GenBank genome assembly
ACCCGUUCAAAAGAGGUUGCCCGAUCAAUGGGAUGUAAGAUAAUUGAAGUGAAGCCUCUUAAAAAGGAUCAAGCAUUAAAAUUAUUCUUGAAUAAAGUUGGAGAUGACGUUUUUCCUACACCGACAUUAGAAUCAACUUUGAAGAUGAUUGUGGAUGAAUGUGCUGGUCUUCCACUUGCAAUAGUUACAGUAGCUGGUAGCAUGAAGGGAAUGUCUGACCCACAUUUGUGGAAGAAUGUGUUGAAUGAAUUGAGAGAACAAAAAAGAAUGGUGGCAGGUACAGAGGUUGAUGAAUUUCGCAUAUUAAAAUUCAGUUAUGACUAAUUAAAAGAUGAAAAAAUUCAACAUUGUUUUUUAUGUUGUGCAUUAUAUCCUGAAGACCAUGAAAUUCAAAAAGAUGAGAUAAUUGAAUAUUGGAUUGAGGAGGGACUUAUAGAUGAAAUGCAGACCAGACAAGCAAUGAAGUUUAAAGGCCAUG